Cavia porcellus (domestic guinea pig) is the source of this 7325-nucleotide messenger RNA. It is a transcript of the gene Myo9b, whose product is annotated as myosin IXB. Lineage: Eukaryota; Metazoa; Chordata; Mammalia; Rodentia; Caviidae. The transcript is spliced from 40 exons. Gene Ontology annotation, cellular component: lamellipodium; ruffle; myosin complex. Bases 193 to 6519 code for a protein of 2108 amino acids. Gene Ontology annotation, biological process: intracellular signal transduction; actin filament-based movement; lamellipodium morphogenesis. The record is from RefSeq and is a predicted model, not a curated record. Gene Ontology annotation, molecular function: ATP hydrolysis activity; actin filament binding; ATP binding.
GGAGCGGCGGGUGCGGUGGGGCGGAGCGCGGCGGCGGGGCAGCGGCGGGGCAGUGGCGGCGGCGGGCGGGCUGGCGGGCGUCCGAGUGAGGAUCCCGCCCGGGACCGGCGGCGCGCGGCGGCCGAGGCCCAGCUGCAGGAGCCGGCGCGCGCCCAGGCCCGGGCGGCAUGCGGAAGCCCCGCGGGCGGCAGCAUGAGUGCGAGCACAGAGGCAGGCGGCUCGGGCCGCCAGGAAUCGGGCACCUUUGGCCUGCACAUCUACCCGCAGCUGUCCGGGAUUCCCAGCCCGGCCUCCUGCUGUGUGCCAGCCACCAAGGACAGCACUACGACCGAGGUCAUCCGAGAGGCUGUGGCCCGCCUCCGGCUGGACGGCAGCCGGCGCUAUGCGCUGGUGGAAGUAAAGGAGGCAGGCGGCGAGGAGUGGGUGUUGGACCCUGGCGAUGCACCUGUGCACCGAGUGCUGCUCUGGCCUCGGCGGGCACAGGCUGAGCACCCGCGUGAGGAUGGCUACUACUUCCUGCUGCAGGAACGUGGCGCUGACGGCGCCAUCCAACACGUGCCUGCUGCCCCAGCCACCCAGGCCUCGGCCGCCCGGCGCCUAGUACAGCGCGGGCUGCUGCCACCUUCGCAGGCUGACGUGGAUGACCUGUGCAACCUGCCUGAGCUCACUGAGGAGAACCUGCUGCGCAGCCUCAAGUGCCGCUUCCUGCAGCAGAAGAUCUACACCUAUGCUGGCAGCAUCCUGGUGGCUGUGAACCCCUUCAAGUUCCUGCCCAUCUACAACCCUAAGUACGUGAAGCUCUACGAGAACCAACGGCUUGGCAAGUUGGAGCCACAUGUCUUCGCACUGGCCGACGUGGCCUAUUACGCCAUGCUGCGCAAGCGUGUGAACCAGUGCAUUGUCAUCUCGGGUGAGAGCGGCUCCGGCAAGACGCAGAGCACCAACUUUCUCAUCCACUGCCUUACGGCACUCAGCCAGAAGGGCUAUGCUAGCGGCGUGGAGCGUACCAUCCUGGGCGCUGGCCCAGUGCUUGAGGCCUUUGGCAACGCCAAGACAGCCCACAAUAACAACUCCAGCCGCUUCGGCAAGUUCAUCCAAGUCAACUACCUGGAGAGCGGCAUUGUACGUGGAGCUGUGGUGGAGAAAUACCUGCUGGAGAAGUCGCGCCUGGUGUCGCAGGAGAAGGAUGAGCGGAACUACCACGUGUUCUACUACCUGCUCCUUGGGGUCAGCGAGGAGGAGCGCCAGGAGUUCCAGCUCCGGCAGCCCGAGGACUACUUCUACCUCAACCAGCAUAACUUGAAGAUCGAGGAUGGGGAAGACCUGAAACAUGACUUCGCACGGCUGAAGCAGGCCAUGGAGAUGGUGGGCUUCCUCCCUGCCACCAAGAGGCAAAUCUUCUCUGUGCUGUCUGCCAUCCUGUACCUGGGCAACAUUACCUAUAAGAAGAGGGCCACUGGCCGAGACGAGGGCCUAGAGGUGGGGCCGAGUGAGGUGCUAGACACGCUGUCGCAGCUGCUAAAGGUAAAGCGAGAAAUCCUGGUUGAGGUCCUGACCAAAAGAAAAACAGUGACCGCCAACGACAAGCUCAUCCUGCCCUACAGCCUCAGCGAGGCCAUCACUGCCCGUGACUCCAUGGCCAAGUCCCUGUAUAGCGCCCUGUUUGACUGGAUCGUGCUGCGGAUCAACCAUGCACUCCUCAACAAGAAGGACAUGGAGGAGGCUGUCUCGUGCCUGUCCAUAGGGGUCCUCGACAUCUUUGGCUUUGAGGACUUUGAGCGCAACAGCUUUGAGCAGUUCUGCAUCAACUAUGCCAACGAGCAGCUGCAGUACUACUUCAACCAGCAUAUCUUCACACUGGAGCAGGAGGAGUACCAGGGUGAGGGCAUCACCUGGCACAACAUCACCUACACCGACAAUGUAGGCUGUAUCCACCUCAUCAGCAAGAAGCCCACCGGCCUCUUCUACCUGCUGGAUGAGGAGAGCAACUUCCCCCACGCCACAAGUCAGACCCUCCUGGCCAAGUUCAAGCAGCAGCACGAGGACAACAAAUACUUCCUGGGUACCCCAGUCAGAGAGCCCGCCUUCAUCAUCCAGCACUUUGCAGGGCGAGUCAAGUACCAGAUUAAAGACUUCCGGGAGAAGAACAUGGAUUACAUGCGCCCUGACAUCGUGGCACUGCUGCGGGGCAGCGACAGCGCGUAUGUGCGCGAGCUCAUUGGCAUGGAGCCUGUGGCCGUGUUCCGCUGGGCUGUGCUGCGCGCUGCCUUGAGGGCCAUGGCGGUGAUGCGGGAGGCCGCACGCCUGCGGGCCGAGAAUCGGGAGAGGGCAACAGGUCUGGGCAGCCCAGAUGCCCAGAGUCACUCAGCAACACCGCCUGCAAAAGCCGACACACCGUCCGAGAGGCUGUACCGCGAACUGCACCACCAGAUGAUCCAGAGCAUCAAGGGCUUGCCCUGGCAGGGUGAGGACCCCCGCAGGCUUCUCCAGUCCCUUGGCAGGCUCCAGCGGCCGCGCCUCUGUGACCUGAAGAGUAAAGGUAUCAAACAAAAGCAGAUCAUUCCCAAGAACUUGCUGGACUGCAAGUCGCUGAGGCUGAUUGUCAGUAUGACACUGCAUGACCGCACCACCAAGUCCCUGCUGCACCUGCACAAAAAGAAGAAGCCGCCCAGCAUCAGUGCCCAGUUCCAGACAUCCCUGAACAAGCUGCUGGAGACCCUGGGCAAGGCUGAGCCCUUCUUUAUUCGCUGCAUCCGUUCUAACGCUGCCAAGAAGGAGCUGUGCUUUGAUGACGAGCUGGUCCUGCAGCAGCUACGCUACACAGGGAUGCUGGAAACUGUGCGCAUCCGCCGCUCGGGCUACAGUGCCAAGUACACCUUCCAGGACUUCACAGAGCAGUUCCAGGUGCUGCUGCCCAAGGACGCCCAGCCCUGCCGUGAGGUCAUCUCGGCACUGCUGGAGAAGAUGCAUGUGGACAAAAGGAGCUACCAGAUCGGGAAGACCAAGGUCUUCCUGAAGGAGAUGGUGCGCCAGACCCUGCAGGAGACAUUGCACAGAGAGGUCCUUCGCAAGAUCUUGCUGCUGCAGAGCUGGGUACGCACGGCACUGGAGCGCCGCCACUUCCUGCAGCUGCGUCGCGCCGCAGUGGCCAUCCAGGCCUGCUGGCGCUCCUACAGUGCACGCCGGGCCCUGGAGAGGACGCAGGCCGCUGUGUGCCUGCAGGCCGCGUGGCGGGGCUACCGGCAGCGCAGAGCUUACCACCGCUGGUGCCAAAGCAUCAUCCGCCUGCAGAGCCUGUGCCGGGGCCACCUGCAGCGCCGGAGCUUCAGCCAGAUGCUCGCAGAGAAACAGAGGGAGGAGGAGCAGUCGCGGGAGAGCCAGGAGGCUUCAGUGAUGCAGGACACAGAGGCUGGGCAAGGCUUGGAGGCCACCGAGGAGCAGGUAGCCGGGCAGGAGGUAGAAGCUGCUGGGGACAGUGAGCAUACGGCUCCAGGGCCCAAGGCACAGCCAGAAGACGGGUCCCCGGUGCCAGGGCCUGAGACACAGCCAGAAGACGGGUCCCCAGCGGUGGCGGAGGUGGCUCCAGGCCCCGGGAAUGGGUCCCCAGCCCCCAGGAGCACGGCGGUGGCCAGUGAGAGUCAGGAGAAGGCGGCCAGCAGCCGGGAGAAGCGCGAGUCCCGGCGGCAGCGGGGCCUGGAACAUGUAGAGUUGCAGAACCGGCACAUGCAGGCUUCCCGUGAGGAACUCAGGGCUGGGGACGUGGACAGCAGGUCUGGGGAUGCACACCAUGGCCCGCAGCCCGAAGCAUCCCCCUCACCGCUGCCCCAGGAAGCCGCUGGGACCCCGGGUGACCCCGCACAGGAUCCUGGGCCCAGCCCUCCUCAGCGGCCCACCAGCCUGGCCCUGGACAUGGUGCCAAAGGACAGGAGCCAGCUGGCUGACAGCCCCGGGGCUGCAGUCCAUAUCCAGCGGUACCAGCCUGCUGAAGGCGAGCGGCUGGCCAUAGCUGUGGAGCAGUGGCGUGGUCGGAAGCUGGGGGCCGUCGUACUCAGUCAGUCCCUGGACCUUGGUGACAAGCACAGGGCCGCGGGUUCUGCCUCCAGCCCCACAGAGGAAAGGCGCAUCUCCUUGUCCACAGACGACAUCUCUAAGCUGUCCCCAGCCAAGGCACAGCCUUCUGCAGAAACUGAUGGGGAGCCCAGCACCAAGAAGCCAGUUGUGCACAAGAAGAAGUCGGGUGACAUUAGCUCAGGCCUGGAUGCAGGAGUAUCCCCUGGCUCACAGGCCGACUCCAAGUCCACAUUUAAAAGACUUUUCCUACAUAAGACCAAGGAUAAGAAGUCCAGCCUGGAGGGCGUAGAGGAAACAGAGACCACAGUGUCUAGGCAUGCUGCACUGGAAGCCACCACUGUGAAGAAGAAUCUGGAAGCUCCGUCCGGCCAUCAGCCGCACCACACAGCAUGCGAGAAACACACCAAGGAUGCGGGCAGCAAAGGAAAGAAGAACCGCAACCUCAAGAUCGGCAAGAUCACAGUGACUGAGAAGUGGCGGGAGUCAGUGUUCCGUAAGAUCACCAAUGCCAACGAGCUCAAGUACCUCGACGAGUUCCUGCUCAACAAGAUAAAUGACCUGCGCUCCCAGAAGACACCCAUUGAGAGUCUAUUCAUCGAGGCCACCGAGCGCUUCAGGAGCAACCUCAAAACCAUGUACUCCGUGCCGAACGGAAAGGUCCAUGUCGGCUACAAGGACCUGAUGGAGAACUACCAGAUCAUCGUCAGCAACCUGGCCAGUGAGCGCGGUGAGGACACCAACCUGGUCCUCAACCUCUUCCAGUCGCUGCUGGACGAGUUUACCAGGCGCUGCUCCAAGAAUGACUUCGAUCCAGUGAAGCCAAGCAAAGCUCAGAAGAAGAAACAGAAGCAAGAACGAGCUGUGCAGGAGCACAAGGGCCAUGUGUUUGCCAGCUACCAGGUCAGCAUCCCACAGUCCUGUGAGCACUGCCUCUCCUUCAUCUGGCUUAUGGACAAGGCCCUGCUCUGUAGCGUGUGCAAGAUGACCUGUCACAAGAAGUGCGUGCACAAGAUUCAGAACUGCUGCUCCUACCUGAGUGGGAGGAAGAGUGAGCCAGGUGCCGAGCUGGGCCACUUUGGCGUCUGCGUGGACAGUCUGACCAAUGACAAGACCUCGGUGCCCCUGGUACUGGAGAAGCUGCUGGAACAUGUGGAGCUGCACGGGCUAUACACGGAGGGCCUAUACCGGAAGUCAGGCACCGCCCACCGCACGCGUGAGCUCCGGCAGGCACUGCAGACAGAUCCCGCAGCUGUGCGGCUGGAGGACUUCCCCAUCCAUGCCAUCACUGGCGUCCUUAAGCAGUGGCUUCGAGAACUGCCCGAGCCUCUCAUGACCUUCGCCCAGUACAGCGACUUCCUCCGAGCUGUGGAGCUGCCAGGGAAGCAGGAGCAGCUGGCUGCCAUCUAUGCUGUCCUGGAGCUCCUGCCCAAAGCCAACCAUGACUCACUGGAGCGGCUUGUCUUCCACCUCGUCAAAGUGGCCCUGUUGGAGGACGUGAACCGCAUGUCUCCCGGAGCGCUGGCCAUCAUCUUCGCACCCUGCCUCCUGCGCUGCCCUGACAACUCGGACCCACUGACCAGCAUGAAAGAUGUUCUCAAGAUCACCACGUGUGUGGAGAUGCUGAUCAAAGAGCAGAUGCGGAAGUACAAGGUGAAGAUGAAGAACAUCAACCAGCUGGAGGCAGAGGAGAGCAUCGUCUGCCGCAGGCUCUCUCUGCUGCAGCAGACUGAGCCCUGGCCUUUCAAACUGAGUUUCUCAUCUCCUUGUGAGGGGGUGCUGCUGCCACCUGCCUUGCAGAGCAAAAGCCCCAAGAUCUCUGAGAGCCGAGAGGGUGACCUGGAGGAGCUGGAGGCCCUCACCGAGGAGGAGGUGGCUGGCGGUGGUGGGAGCAGCGAGAACCAGGAGAAGGAGAUGCUCAUGGAGCGCAUCCAGUCCCUCAAGGAGGAAAAGGAGGACAUCACUUACCGGCUGCCGGAGCUGGACCCCAGGGGCUCGGACGAGGAGAACCUGGACUCAGAAACGUCAGCUAGCACCGAGAGCCUGCUAGAGGAGCGGGCUGGGCGGGGGGCCUCCGAAGGGCCCCCUGUGCCUGUGCCCCCCCACCCCACAACGCCUGCCCCAAGCCCCCUCCCUGCAGCAGCCCCUCCAAGGCGCCGGCCAGCAUCCUUCGCCAUGGUCAGAGUGAAGACCCCACGGCGGACUCCUGUCAUGCCCACGGCCAACAUCAAGCUCCCACCUGGUCUGUCCUGCCACCUGCCCUCCCGAGAGCCCCCUGCCCGCCGCCCUGACCAGGUUCGCUCUGUGUACAUUGCACCUGGCCUGGGGCUGCUCACACUCGGAGCCCUUGAGCCCCUGGACGAGCACACACAGCCGACAGGGGCCAAGCGCAGGUACUCGGACCCCCCCACCUACUGCCUGCCCCCAACCCCGGGCCAGGCCCCUGGCUGAGGAGCCUGCACUGGGCUGCAGUAGCAUGGGUUCCAGGAAGAAUCCAGGUCAGAAGCUCUGGAGGGUAUAGUUAAUGGCACUGCCCCUGCCAUCGUGCAGGGCAGAGGCCCCUGGGGCCGGCUACCCUUACCUCCAGGCUUCCCAGCUGCUGAUGCGCCAUCUUGGCCACCAAAUCCCGGAAGUGGCCUCUUGUGUCCUUGCCCCUUUUGUACGUUUUUAUAACUUUGUACGUGGUUUACAUAACUUGAAACUGUAACAGCUUAAUGGGAGACCAAAUUGUUUUAUACUGUACAUUCAGACUUUGCUAUUAAGGCUGGGUGCAUCCCUGUAACCUGGGCCCUGGCAGAGCAGAGACCACAGCGGCAGCCACACUAUAGUCUCCUUGGAGUGGCCACGGGGACUGUGCACAGUACAGGAGCUUUGGACUCUGGGGCCAGCUCAGCUAUCUUGGACAGGGGACCCGCACUUGCAGUAGGCUCAGCCUCCUUACCAAGGUACAUUCUAGGAAGCACCAGAGCCCUCUGAGAGUCACAGGACAUGAGCUGGGUGACCUUGCCUGGAGCAGCACCAAUCUGCACCCCAGGGAGAUCGUGUGGCCGCCACACCUCUGUCCCUUUGUGCCUUGGGUACCAGGGCCUGGAAGAGGCCAGCUUUGUGACUCAGGACCAUGCCCUGGCCUGAAGCUGUCCGUUCCUGCAGACCCACAGCUAUGGCCCAUGCUCUUUGCAGGCCCUAAAGCUCCCAGACAUGGACACUGGGACCUGGGGCACCUGCCCAGAGCUGAAAUAAAGAUAAAGUGCCUGUGA